CAAAGUACAGCACCUUAAAACGGCCCAACGUCAGUUCAUCGAUGGCAGUUGAUACGCGGCAGCCGGCCACGAACCAUUGCGUCCCGGUUCGUGCAACCGUCAAAAAACGGUUGACUUUUCGACCUAUCCACGAAACUAGUGGCAAACGAAACUGACGUAGCUAACGGCAUUCCGUUGCACCAGAGUACUCACGCUUGAUUAAGAGAUCAAAAAGAUCACAGUGAAAUUGAACGGUUCGAUUGAACGGUUUUUCUAGCUGCUCCGAAUUGUGCUCAGCUGUGAUGGCGCUCACAAAGAAAGCAUCGGCAUGGCACCGUCGAACGGUCGUUUUGAAACCAUCAUUGACGUGCUCGAUCAGCCUUGGCGUACUGCUAAUGGCACUGCUCUCCAGCCCGGCGGCGCAUACGAUCAUCGAACGACCUGCACGUCUAACGCCAGAAGAAUACCAUUAUCAACGAGCACUGCUAGCCGAACAAGAAGCACAGGAAGCUUUCGGAGCUGACAUCGUCCUAACUACAAACGAAUCCAUCGUAAAUAACCACCUGAUGGAUCUGAAGGUGGACGAACUGGAAAAAGGUUACAUCAAUCCGUACAACUUUACACCCGCGCGCCAUUUCUUUGAAGUGCUCGACCAGAUCAACGCAUCACCUCUGUUCCAGUUUAUACGAGAAAUGCCCAAGGGUGCUGUGCUUCAUGCGCACGAUACUGCACUGGCCAGCACUGAGGUGAUCGUGAACGUAACGUACUUUCCUAACCUCUGGCAGCGAGGUAACAUUACCGACAAACAUGACCUCGAGUUCCGCUUUUCGCAAGCAAAACCUAUCGGCAGCGAUGGUUGGGAAACGGUCCAUACCAUCCGAAACCGGAUGGGUGCCGCCCAGUACGAUGAAGAGAUCCGUCGUCUGUUUUCGCUGUACGAUGCAGAUCCGCUUCACACGUAUCGCAGCAUCAACGAUGUGUGGGACAGGUUCAGCCAGAUUUUCCUAGCGCUCGAACCCAUCGUCACGUAUAAACCCGUCUGGGAGCAUUACUUCCGGGAGGCACUUCGAGAGUUCCGCGAGGAUAACGUGAUGUAUCUGGAGUUUCGGGGACUGCUGCCAACGCUCUACGAUCUAAACGGUAAUACCUACAAGCCGGAGGACGUGGUAAAAAUUUACCGAACAAUCACGGAGGAAUUCAAAGCUAGCAAUCCACGUUUUAUUGGAACGAAAUUCAUCUACGCGCCGAUGCGGUUCACCGACAACCAAACGGUCGAUCAAUAUAUGAGACUUGCUGAACGGUUGCACCACCAAUACGGUGAUUACGUCGUUGGGUUUGAUCUUGUCGGCCAGGAAGACCUCGGCAGACGGCUGCUGGACUUUGUGCCGCAGCUCCUGAACUUUCCUUCGUACAUUAACUUUGUGUUUCAUGCCGGCGAAACGAACUGGCACGGUAUGCCAACGGAUGAAAAUUUGCUCGAUGCCAUCAUGCUCGGUACAAAACGAAUCGGACAUGGAUAUGCACUGCUCAAGCAUCCAGUGCUGGCGGAAAUGGUGAAGGAACGCGACAUUUGUGUCGAAAUCAAUCCCGUCUCGAAUCAGGUACUCAAGCUGGUGGCUGAUUAUCGGAAUCAUCCGGCAAGCAUUCUGUUUUCCACCGAUUUUCCACUCGUCGUAUCAUCGGACGAUCCAUCUUUCUGGCGUGCGGCUCCACUUAGCCACGAUUUUUAUAUGGCGUUUCUGGGCAUGGCAUCGGCCCAUCAGGAUCUCCGACUGCUGAAAAAGCUGGCACUCAACUCGUUGCGCUACAGCUUAAUGAACAAACAGGAUAAGGCAGCGGCGGAAGCAAUAUUCCACCAGUCCUGGGACGAUUUUAUCGAUGCGAAAGUCAAGCAGAUAUUAACGAAAAGUUGAAAUCAAAUGUGAGCACAAGCGGCAAAUAUAGCGCGAACGAAACACGAAA
Messenger RNA from Anopheles funestus (African malaria mosquito), 1941 nucleotides. Its product is annotated as adenosine deaminase AGSA-like. Gene Ontology annotation, molecular function: adenosine deaminase activity. The record is from RefSeq and is a predicted model, not a curated record. NCBI's taxonomy places the organism in Eukaryota, Metazoa, Arthropoda, Insecta, Diptera, Culicidae. The transcript has 4 exons. The coding region runs from base 282 to 1892 and encodes 536 amino acids. Gene Ontology annotation, biological process: inosine biosynthetic process; adenosine catabolic process.